Schistosoma turkestanicum is the source of this 1267-nucleotide messenger RNA. NCBI's taxonomy places the organism in Eukaryota, Metazoa, Platyhelminthes, Trematoda, Strigeidida, Schistosomatidae. The record is from the annotation of a GenBank genome assembly.
UUUAAAUAUUCAGGGAAAACUUUAAGCGCCUAGGCCGCUGAUUGCUUGCUCUGUACUGAAGAGGUUGGAUUGGAGCUGGUUGUAGUUCGGUAUCUUAGAGAAGGUUUCAGUUUGCGCAAUGCCAGAAACUGUUGCUGUGAAAAGUCCGAAAGAUGGUCAACAAGAGGAACAAGAGUUGGCCUCCAAAGCCCUUCGUAUACAAAAUAAACGAUUUUACUUGGAUAUCAAGCAAAACAAAAGAGGUCGUUUUGUAAAAAUAACUGAAGUCGGCAAUGGAGGACAGAAAUCGCGCAUCUUAAUGUCAAUGCCUGUUGCUCUGGAAAUGAAAGAAAAAAUUAACAAACUUAGUGACACGUAUAGCCAACUUCCAUCUCAUAAUCGCGAGUCACUCGCACAAGAUGGUCGCAUUGCGUCUGACAUUAUUGUUCGUGAUAGCAGGCGCUAUUAUCUUGAUCUCAAAGAAAAUGAACGUGGUCGUUUCUUACGUCUUGCUAUGCUUUCUAUGGGUGCUCGCGUUCAGAUUGCGAUCCCAGCUCAGGGCAUGAUCGAAUUGCGCAAUGCAUUGACUGAUCUCAUACAGGGAUAUUCAGGAGAUAUGGAGAAUGAUAUAUUUGCAGAUUUACCUGAAUCUAAAGUACUCUUCGUAGGCAACAAAACAUUUUAUUUCGAUGUUGGUUCAAAUAGAUUUGGUGUAUUUCUGCGUAUAUCCGAAGUUCGUGCUAACAUCCGUUCCUCGGUCACCAUACCUGAACAACACUGUACACGAUUCUGUGAUAUCAUUACUGAGUUGGCAAACAAAAUGUCAAAUCAGAAGUUGACUAACGGAGUGUCUGAGAAUGGAAAUACUUCUGACCAGCAAGAAGAAAAAGCUGAAAAUGAUAUGAAAGAAAAUACGAAUGAGAAUUCGUCGGCCGCAUCUUAAUAUUUUCUCAAAAAUGCAUUGUAGCAUUUAUUGUGAUGUGUGUUCUGGUCUUACAAGUGUUAUAUUUUAUCUCCCUUUUAUGAUCACCCAAUUAAGGUGGACCAUUUUAUAUAAUAAUUGUUUUAUUUUUUUUUGAUGUACACUAGUUUGUUUUUUGUUUAGAUAUACGCACAUUAAUUUGCAUUUCUUUGACUUUUUUGCGCAUGUGCUUAAUAGUCAUAUGUAUUAUUUAAAUUUGUGUGACUUAUCCUUUACAUUAUACAUAAUAUAUUUAUUUUUUUCUGCAGUUGAUAUAAUGUCAGCAGCUUCUGUGUGACUAUAAAAUAUAUGAUAUAAUAAAAUUCA